AUUCCUCCGAAAUGCCCGGAUGUAAAGGGGCGGUCUGCUGUGGAAAGUGUCGUCUGAUUUUCGGUGUCCUUGGAACGAUUUGAUUGUCUUUCAACUUUUCCCCUCAAGUUUUCAUCUGUUUUUUCUCAACAAAUGUUCUGCGUAGAAGAAUAUCUCCUUAUUAUGACGCUGGACGCAGUUAUGGUGAAAUUUGAGGUACAUGAUGGCUAUGUGUUCUUCUCAUUAAGUGUGGUUGAGUGGGCAGCAGUAUAAGCAAAGGGAAGUUCAAGUUCAACACCAUGAAGGAUUCAGAAUCAGACAUCUCCACAAGUGUGGCACAGAUACAAGCCAUUAUAAAGGCUUUAGAAAAGGACAAGGAUGAAAACAAGGCAGCACAACGGGCAGAGAAGUUGUCAGAGCUGUUGGACAAAAUGUUGGUGAUAGACGGUGGCAAUGACAAGUAUACAACUGCUUCAGCCGAGCUGCAGAACUGUGCUGUCAACCUGUGGAAUAUUGCUGUGGCAAAGAGAGCAGGGGGUCACCUGAGCACCGACUUAAAUGCAAGACUGCGACACCUUGCUUGCCAACUUGCCUUCAAAGUCAAUUCAUUGGAAGGAUCUGAGGUGGUCCUGAAGAGAAGGGUGAUGAUGGCCAGUAAAACUGGAAGAGCAUGGUUGGACUGUGGGAACCCAUCCCUGGCAGACAACUCCUUGUCUUUGGCAUCAGAGUGUCUGGAAAAGCUGACAAAGAAUUUGCUGUCGGCAGCGGCAGAAGGGAAACUGUCAGAGGAUGACAAGGAGAAACAGAAAACAGAGAUUGAGAAGGACAUGUUCAAAGUCUUCUGCUACCAAGCAGAAUCAGCUGUGGCUCAAGAACAGCAUGAUGUGGCCAUGAGGCUUGCCCAAAGGUGCAAAGAGAUGCUGGCCAGGUUGCCAAAAGAAACAACAUUCCUUGCAAUGCUUUGUUACAACUUUGGUGUGGAAACAUAUCAGAAACAGAAAUAUGAAGAGGCUGUUGCAUGGCUCAGGGAAAGCUUUGAACUUGGAAAAGGUAAUGGGCAGCCAGCAACAUCAAGCAAGAACCAGGCAAGGACUUUGAGACUUCUUGCUAGUGCCUAUCUGGAAUGGGACAGCAAGCAACACUGGCAGAAAGCACUGAAUGCAGUAGGUCUGGCCAACUCGGAACAUUCCCAUUCUGCUGGUCUGCACCUUAAGGUUCACAUCCUUCUGGUGUCAGACAAUGUUGAGGACAACAGGCUUGUGUCAGCGGUAACAGACUGCCUCCAUCAUCCAGAAGUUACAGUGGAGCUAGCGCUCAACACAAUCAAACUGCUUGUAGAACACAAGAGGACACAGCUGGCACUAGAUGGGGUGAAACAGCUGAGCCAGCAGUUCCAGGCCUCCCCAGGACUGGGGAAGGUUUACCUGCUCCAUCUGAGGAUUCUGCUGGACAACAGAGAGAUGCAGGCAGCACAGGGUCUUAUAGAGGACUGUAUUUCUGGUCACAACACCACACGGCCACUAGAUACAGUUACCAGGAAACGUUUUCACCUCCUCUUAUGGGAACAGGCUGCUCAUGCAUACGAGGCAAAUGAUCACGAAGAGGCACUCAGAUGGUACAACUACUCAAGGAACUUGUUCUCCUCCAGUGAUGGACAGGACAAGAACAUGGCCAAAUUAGAGAGAAACAGGAGUGCAUGCUUCUUACAUCUCAAGCAGUAUAAUAAGGCACUAGAGGCAGCCAGGCUGGCAGAGACUUGUGACCCCAGCAGCCCCCACACCCAAUAUGCACUCUUCAAAAUUGCUCUUUUACAAGGCAACAGUGAUGCUGCCAUUGAGGCCAUUGAGAAAAUGGGCACUGCAGAUGAAAAGGGGGAGGAAGACAGCACUGUUGAAGGGCUUGUCUGCCUGGCAGCACAGCUUGCAUUUGAGGAAAGUAACAGGGACGUGGCAAUAAGAGCAUUAGAGAGACUGGUGCAACAUUCUCACAACACUCAACAAGUUCUCACUGCUAUCAGAUGUUUAACAAGGCUUCGUCUCACCUUCUUAGGGACAUAUGAAGGGCAAAGAAGUGGUAAUGACCUCAUCCUAUCUUACCUUGAAACAGCUCACAGCAAACUCCAAGAACUGAAAGGGACCAAGGAGGAUGGUGUGGUCAAUGAAGCAACAUGGUUCAUGAAAAUAGCGUGGAACCUUGGGUUGAAGUGUGGAGAAGACAGCAACAUGAUGCACCAGUUCUUCAAUAUGUGCUUUAAGUUUUCGUCGCUAUGUCCCGUGGACAUGGCCAACCUGGUAAGGAAGAAGACGUGUGCACUGAUGGCAGCUGCAGCCUGUCUGCAGUCAGCUAGAAAUGCCCCAGAUCCAGAUGAGAAGAAGAAGAUGCUGAAGAAAGUCAUCCUCUAUGUUGAUACAUGCCGAGAGACAUGUAGAGAAAUAAGCAACAACAAGAUAUCAGACACAGACUGUACAGGUGACAGCACACCCAUCCUGCUCUGCCUGUAUGAGUUUGAAGCCAAAGCGAAGCUGGGAGAGCCUGACCUAGCCCAGCUGGUGGACAGGGUGAUGGCCAUGCCUCAGGCAGACGCCAAGACUCUGGAGACCUUGGCAGCACUAGCCCAAGAAGCCCCUGCAGCCCAGCCCACCAUCAGUGUAAAGGCCCUCAAGGAAGCCAUCAAACGACACUUACAGACACCCAACACAGACUUCACUAAAUGCAGUAAAGCAUUCCACAGUUUGAUCCAGCUGGUCCUGAACAAAGGGUCCAAUUCUGACCCCAGCAGCAAAGAGGAAGCCUGGGGAUAUUAUAAAGAAGCCUUGGAUAUCAUAGACAACAAGUCACAGGGCUGUUAUCCUGAGAUGGAGAUUCUGUGGUUGAUGACCAAAGCCUGGAAUUGUGGCAUCCAUUUACUUAGUGCUGGCCACUAUGUAGAUGCUGAACAUUGGUGUGGGAUGAGUAUGAAGUUGCUAAAGCACCUUACAAGCCUUCGGACACACUAUGACACCCAGAUGACUACCGUGUAUGGAGAGGUCUUAGCCAAGAUUGAAGCACAGAAAGUACGUUCCAACAAAGAAGAGUGACCAAAUGUUAUGAGCCAAGAUAAUUCUAUUUUGAUGAAAGUCAAAGCAUCUUGCAGUUAAUAAUUUAUGCAGCGCAAUCCUUUUGAAAUCAUAUCUUCCUGCCUAUACAUAUCAUGGUUCAUUUGAACCAUGGCCAGUUGAGUUUGAUAUUGCUAGAAAAAUGUUUUUCAAUAUUCAGGUUUUUAUUUUGCCGUUUGUAAUUUUUAAUAUCUAUAUUUUUACAAGUUAAUGUGGCAAGGUAAGAUAUAAAACAUUUUGCAUAGAACUCAUGCAAUGGACAGAUUGUUGCAGCCACACUUAAGUUUGUGAAUUGUUGCAUUUUCUAGAUGCAGGAAAUAUUAACAUUUAAAGUUUCUUGAAAAGAAUUCAGUUAUAAACAUUCAUACUUAAUCAUUCACAAUAUGUUGCAAAUGGCCUUAACUAAUGACUUUAAGGUUGUAAUAUAUGUAACAAAUAACAUAAAUUUUAUAAAAUGCUUUUCUCUGCAUUUCAUUAUGCUUAUGUAAGCAGAAUUGAAUAGGAGUAUUUGCUUCUUAAGUAACAAAUAAAAAGUCACUAAUGA
This is a messenger RNA of Branchiostoma belcheri (Belcher's lancelet), 3618 nucleotides long. Its product is annotated as testis-expressed sequence 11 protein-like. The record is from RefSeq and is a predicted model, not a curated record. Gene Ontology annotation, cellular component: central element. Gene Ontology annotation, biological process: reciprocal meiotic recombination; synaptonemal complex assembly; male meiosis chromosome segregation. Gene Ontology annotation, molecular function: protein binding. The coding region runs from base 279 to 3056 and encodes 925 amino acids. NCBI's taxonomy places the organism in Eukaryota, Metazoa, Chordata, Leptocardii, Amphioxiformes, Branchiostomatidae. The transcript is spliced from 32 exons.